This is a messenger RNA of Panicum hallii, 1892 nucleotides long. Its product is annotated as transcription termination factor MTERF4, chloroplastic-like. Gene Ontology annotation, biological process: regulation of DNA-templated transcription; chloroplast organization. NCBI's taxonomy places the organism in Eukaryota, Viridiplantae, Streptophyta, Magnoliopsida, Poales, Poaceae. Gene Ontology annotation, cellular component: chloroplast. Bases 1 to 1236 code for a protein of 411 amino acids. Gene Ontology annotation, molecular function: double-stranded DNA binding. The transcript is spliced from 2 exons. The record is from RefSeq and is a predicted model, not a curated record.
AUGGCUCUGAUUCAAAAUGUGCACCAUGUGCACACCCGAUCUCUUCCCCCUCCAGCGGCUCGCGGCGGCUCCUGCUCCUCAUCCGCCGCCCCGGCGCCGCGGCGGCAGCCGGCGGCACGAAUCCCCUCCAGCCCCGCGCCCUCAUCGGUCACUACUAUUCCCCUACGCCCCUCGCGAGAUCCACCAAUCUGGACACCGCCUCCUACCUCGUCGCCUCCGGCGGCCUCUCCCCCGCCGCCGCUGCCGUGGCUUCCCGCUGGGUCCGCGUCUGAUCCACCGCCAAGGCCGACGCCGUCCUCGCCCUCCUGCGCCACCACGGCUUAUCCGGCGCAAAUCGCCCAGUUGCUUCGCGCGGCCCCGCAUGUCCUACUCUCCGACCCCGACAAGAUCAUCCGACCUAAGCUCCGGUUCUUCGACUCCCUAGGCGUCGGCGCCACCGUCCUUGCCCAGUCGAACCUCAUCACGCGCAGCCUCGACAAGUUCCUCGUACCCUGCGUCGAGUUCCUACGCGGCAUCGUCGGCACGGACGCUAACCUCCGAACCGCCUUGACCCGUAGGCCGUGCUUCCUUGGUGGAUUGAACCAGAGGAAGCUGCGCCCCGCCGUGGAAAAUCUCCGCCGCCACGGCCUCUCGGAUGAGGCCAUAUCGAAGCUAAUCGUCCUUAAUAUGGGCGUCCUCGGCAUGGCGCCCAACCGCAUCGCCGUCAUCUUUGAGGACCUUGAGGCGCUUGGCCUGCCCAUCACGGACCCCCGCUUCGUCGGGUGCUUCGCUUGUAUGAGUAUGCUCAAGCGGGAGACAAUUUGGCGUCGGAUGGCGCUGUACCAGUGCUUUGGGCUUUCUCAGUGCCAGGUUGCCAGGGCAGUCAUGACUCAGCCCCAGUUAUUGAACCUUACAGAUGGGAACAUCCAGAGGAAGCUCCUCUUCUUCCAAGACGAGCUGAAGAUCGCUCUGCCUCAGGUGAUUGCAUUGCCUAAAAUCUUGACAUUCAGCGUGGAGAAGAAUAUCCUCCCGAAAUGUGCUGUGCUGAGCCUGCUAAUGAGGGAAUGGAAGAUUCAGAGAAGCAUAAAUCUGCUUGGUAGUUUGGGUGUAUCUGCCAAGGAUUUCUCUGAGAGGUAUGUGAAGAAGUAUGAGAAGGAUCUACCAGAUGUUGUUAGGGCAUAUGAGGGGAAGCUAAAAUUCGAAGGGUUCAUGGCUCAGGAUAUUGAACCUUGCAGAAGCCAGGCACCAGUUUUUUAGGUUGAAAUCGCUGUAGGUGAUUGCACAUCCUAAAAUCUUGACAUUCAGCAUGGAUCCUCCCGAAAUGCGCUGUUCUUAACGCGCUGAUGAGGGAAGGGAAGAUUUGCUGAUUCGGGGAGACAUCUGCACAGUCCUUUGGGUGCGUCUAGAAAGUUUUCACUGAAAGGUAUGCGCAGCGCAGAAGUAUAAGAAGGAUGUGCCAGAUGUUGUUAGGGCAUGCAAGGGGAAGAUUCAAUUCAAAGGAUUCUUGGAUCAGGGUAUUGAAAUUCGCUAAAGCCUGGCACCAGUCUUCUAGGGUAAAGUCUCUGUUGGUAAGAAUUGUGCUAGGAUCAACCCUGAUGCUAGUUCUCAUGUCAGGAUUAUUCUACAUAGUCUCACCAUGUCACAAUCUUACCCCAUUUAUUGACUAGCUGACUCUAGCUCUAUAAUUCUAGCUGUGUUUGUUCGGCGACUGUGAUUUGCAUUCAUUGGUGAAUACAUAUCACACAUAUGCUUCCAUCAUGUUGAAGGCAGCUUGAUCUUUGUUCUCAACAAAAAAAAAAAGGAACAUUUGCUUGUGGGGGUAACCGGUUAUUAAAUGCCUGUGUUGAUCAGCCAUAUACUUCCAAUAUCUGUAAACAUGUUAAUGGUAAUUAAUCUCGAUAAUGUUAUAAUCA